Messenger RNA from Sciurus carolinensis (gray squirrel), 12098 nucleotides. RefSeq names its product tenascin R (gene Tnr). Gene Ontology annotation, molecular function: protein binding. The record is from RefSeq and is a predicted model, not a curated record. Lineage: Eukaryota; Metazoa; Chordata; Mammalia; Rodentia; Sciuridae. Bases 804 to 4880 code for a protein of 1358 amino acids. The transcript is spliced from 24 exons.
CUCAGGAUGUUUUUCCUUUCUGUCCACUAGGGGGCUACUGGCAGAGGAAUGGGAAAAAACGGAGGCUUAAAAAAAUACGCUGCUGAAAUUUCAGCAAGAGGGGAAAAGAGAGAGCGCGUGAGAGAGAGACAGCAGAGCAGUUCCAGGCUUCCUCUUCUCGUUCACGUCAGAGGCAGGAACCGACUGUGCUAAGGCUGUUGGCUCAACACGCAGACAGACAGGAGCAGACCCACGAGGGGGCGAGCAGGGGUCCUCCCCGCGCCGACGAUUACCACUGGAGGAGCAAGCCGCCUGACUUUUUUGCUCUUAUCUGGGCUGCCUCUUCUUCCACUCGCAGCCCUGCCGGCUUGGAUUUCGUUCCUUUCUUGGAGCCUCCUCUCUUCCUCUCGGAAGGAGAAGGAGGAAGGGAAGAGAAGCGAGAGAGGUGGGCUCUCUAGGUGAGCGCAUCAGCUGGCUCCAGCCCGAACCCACAGGAAUCCUCUUCCCAGGAAGCUCCUCUGCUCCUGCCGGCACCCCGGCCCGGGCGUCUGGAUUGUCCCGCCGCACGAAGGGCAGAUCUCUUCUGCAGUUAGGAAUAAAGAGCAAGCCGGAGAGGCAACACUGAGACUCCAUCACAAAAGCAAUUUCAGGGCAGUUCUUGAAUAGAAGAACCAGAACAAUUAUCUACCUGUCUGCAAACCAUAUUGAUUUUAAUUUAUAAGAAUCGUACAGAUAAUAACUCAAUCAUCACUCCAUCCCUCAAGAUUCCCACAACUCCAUGCCGUGUGCUGCAGGCUGGUCUUGAACGAGCUCUGGCUGAAAGGAUGGGGGCAGAUGGGGAGACAGUGGUCCUGAAGAACAUGCUCAUUGGUGUCAACCUGAUCCUUCUGGGCUCCAUGCUCAAGCCCUCAGAGUGUCAGCUGGAGGUGACCACGGAAAGAGUCCAGAGGCAGGCACUGGAGGAGGAGGGAGGCCUUGGCAACUACAGUACGUCCAGCAAAGAGCAGCCCAUGGUCUUCAACCACGUGUACAACAUCAACGUGCCCCUGGACAGCCUCUGCUCCUCGGGGCUGGAGGCCUCGGCCGAGCAGGAGGUGAGUGCGGAAGACGAGACUCUGGCAGAGUACACAGGCCAGACCUCGGACCACGAGAGCCAGGUCACCUUCACCCACAGGAUCAACCUCCCCAAAAAGGCCUGCCCGUGUGCCGGCUCGACCCAGGUGCUGCAGGAGCUGCUGAGCCGGAUCGAGAUGCUGGAGAGGGAGGUGUCCGUGCUGCGGGACCAGUGUGCCAGCAACUGCUGUCAAGAAAGUGCGGCCACAGGACAACUGGACUACAUUCCUCACUGCAGUGGCCAUGGUAACUUUAGCCUGGAGUCCUGCGGCUGCAUCUGCAACGAAGGCUGGUUUGGCAAGAACUGCUCAGAACCCUACUGCCCGCUGGGCUGCUCCAGCCGGGGCGUGUGCGUGGACGGCCAGUGCAUCUGCGACAGCGAGUACAGCGGGGACGACUGCUCCGAGCUCCGCUGCCCCACAGACUGCAGCUCCCGGGGGCUGUGCGUGGACGGGGAGUGCGUCUGCGAAGAGCCCUACACGGGCGAGGACUGCCGGGAGCUGAGGUGCCCCGGCGACUGCUCAGGGAAGGGGACCUGUGCCAACGGUACCUGUUUGUGCCAGGAGGGCUACGUGGGCGAGGACUGCGGCCAGCGGCGGUGUCUGAAUGCCUGCAGCGGGCGAGGGCACUGCCAGGAGGGGCUGUGCGUCUGUGAAGAGGGCUACCGGGGCCCCGACUGCUCGGCAGUUGCCCCUCCAGAGGACUUGCGAGUGGCUGGUAUCAGCGACAGGUCCAUUGAGCUGGAAUGGGACGGGCCGAUGGCAGUGACGGAAUAUGUGAUCUCUUACCAGCCGACGGCCCGGGGGGGCCUCCAGCUCCAGCAGCGGGUGCCUGGAGAUUGGAGUGGUGUCACCAUCACGGAGCUGGAGCCAGGUCUCACCUACAACAUCAGCGUCUACGCUGUCAUUAGCAACAUCCCCAGCCUUCCCAUCACUGCCAAGGUGGCCACCCAUCUCUCCACUCCUCGAGGGCUGCGAUUCAAGACCAUCACGGAGACCACCGUGGAGGUGCAGUGGGAGCCCUUCUCCUUCUCCUUCGAUGGGUGGGAGAUCAGCUUCAUCCCGAAGAACAAUGAGGGAGGAGUGAUUGCCCAGCUCCCAAGUGAUGUCACCUCCUUUAACCAGACUGGGCUGAAGCCCGGGGAGGAAUACAUUGUCAAUGUGGUGGCCCUGAAGGAACAAGCCCGCAGCCCCCCGACCUCAGCCAGCGUCUCCACUGUCAUCGACGGGCCCACGCAGAUCCUGGUUCGCGAUGUCUCUGACACUGUGGCCUUUGUGGAGUGGACCCCACCUCGCGCUAAAGUCGAUUUCAUUCUCUUGAGAUAUGGCUUGGUGGGGGGUGAAGGUGGGAGGACCACCUUCCGGCUACAGCCUCCCCUCAGCCAGUACUCGGUGCAAGCACUGCGGCCCGGCGCCCGCUACACGGUGUCGGUCAGCGCCGUCCGAGGGGCCAACGAGAGCACGUCCACCACCACCCAGUUUACCACGGAGAUUGAUGCCCCCAAGAAUUUACGAGUCGGUUCCCGCACAGCAACCAGCCUUGACCUUGAGUGGGAUAACAGCGAGGCAGAAGUUCAAGAGUACAAGGUUGUGUACAGCACACUGGCGGGGGAGCAAUACCAUGAGGUGCUGGUCCCCAAGGGCAUUGGUCCAACCACCAGGGCCACCCUCACAGAUCUGGUACCCGGCACCGAGUAUGGAGUUGGAAUAUCUGCCAUCAUGAACUCACAACAAAGCGUGCCAGCCACCAUGAAUGCAAGGACGGAACUUGACAGUCCCCGAGACCUCAUGGUGACAGCCUCCUCAGAGACCUCCAUCUCCCUCAUCUGGACCAAGGCCAGUGGCCCCAUUGACCACUACCGAAUUACCUUCACCCCAUCCUCUGGGAUUGCCUCAGAAAUCACAGUGCCCAAGGACAGAACCUCGCACACACUGACGGAUCUGGAGCCUGGCGCAGAGUACAUCAUCUCCAUCACCGCCGAGAGGGGUCGGCAGCAGAGCUCGGAGUCCACAGUGGAUGCCUUCACAGGCUUUCGCCCUAUCUCCCAUUUGCACUUUUCUCACGUGACUUCCUCUAGUGUCAACAUCACCUGGAGUGACCCAUCUCCCCCAGCAGACAGACUCAUUCUGAACUAUAGCCCCCGGGAUGAAGAGGAAGAGAUGAUGGAGGUCUCCUUGGAUGCCACCAAGAGACACGCUGUCCUGAAGGGUCUGCAGCCAGCCACUGAGUAUAUCGUGAACCUGGUGGCCGUCCAUGGCACAGUGACCUCUGAGCCCAUCGUGGGCUCCAUAACCACAGGAAUUGAUCCUCCCAAAGACAUCACAAUUAGCAAUGUGACCAAGGACUCGGUGAUGGUCUCCUGGAGCCCUCCUGUUGCAUCUUUUGAUUACUACCGAGUAUCAUAUAGACCUACCCAAGUAGGACGGCUGGACAGUUCAGUGGUGCCCAACACUGUGACAGAAUUCACCAUCUCCAGGCUGAACCCAGCUACCGAAUAUGAAAUCAGCCUCAACAGUGUGCGGGGCAGGGAGGAGAGCGAGCGCAUCUGCACUCUGGUGCACACAGCCAUGGAUAACCCUGUGGAUCUGAUUGCCACCAACAUCACCCCCACGGAAGCCCUGCUGCAGUGGAAGGCUCCAGCGGGUGAUGUGGAGAACUACGUCAUUGUCCUCACACACUUCACAGGUGCUGGGGAGACCAUCUUGGUUGAUGGAGUCAGUGAGGAAUUCCAGCUCAUCGACCUGCUUCCUAGCACCCACUAUACCGUCACCAUGUACGCCACCAGUGGGCCUCUCACCAGCGGUACCAUCAGCACCAACUUCUCCACCCUCCUGGACCCUCCCGCAAACCUGACUGCCAGUGAAGUCACCAGACAGAGCGCGCUGAUCUCCUGGCAGCCUCCCAGGGCGGAGAUCGAGAAUUAUGUCCUGACGUACAGAUCCGCCGAUGGAAGCCGCAAGGAGCUGAUUGUGGAUGCGGAGGACACCUGGAUCCGGCUGGAGGGGCUGUCGGAGAGCACGGACUACACAGUGCUCCUGCAGGCGGCCCAGGAUGCCUCGAGGAGCAGCCUCACCUCGGCUGCCUUCACCACAGGGGGCCGAGUAUUCGCUCAUCCUCAAGACUGUGCCCAGCAUUUGAUGAACGGAGACACGCUCAGUGGCGUUUACACCAUCUUCCUCAAUGGGGAGCGAAGCCAGAAGUUGCCGGUGUACUGCGACAUGAGCACCGACGGGGGCGGCUGGAUCGUAUUCCAGAGGCGACAGAAUGGCCAAACUGACUUCUUCCGGAAGUGGGCUGACUACCGUGCGGGCUUUGGGAGCCUGGAGGAUGAGUUUUGGCUGGGGCUGGACAACAUUCACAGGAUCACGUCCCAGGGCCGCUACGAGCUGCGUGUGGAUAUGCGAGAUGGGCAGGAGGCGGCCUUCGCCUACUACGACAAGUUCUCCGUGGAGGACGGCAGGAGCCUGUACAAGCUCCGCCUAGGGAGCUACAACGGCACUGCAGGAGACUCCCUCAGCUAUCACCAGGGACGCCCCUUCUCCACAGAGGAUCGAGACAAUGAUGUGGCAGUUACCAACUGCGCCAUGUCAUACAAGGGAGCUUGGUGGUACAAGAACUGCCACCGGACCAACCUCAACGGGAAGUAUGGAGAGUCCAGGCACAGUCAGGGGAUCAACUGGUACCAUUGGAAAGGCCACGAGUUCUCCAUCCCCUUCGUGGAAAUGAAGAUGCGGCCCUACAACCACCGUCUCACGGCGGGGAGGAAACGGCGGGCCUUACGGUUCUGAGCAGUGGGCAGUUAAUCUUUCUGUCAUUUGUUUGUAUUUUAUAUAUGCCACAAGGGGGGAGGGUCAUAACGAUGUGCUUUGCAACAUAUUGAGAGAUUUGAAGGAGGCAGGGGCGUAGCGGGAAUCAGCCGACGACCAUCAUUGCUUCUGCUGCCUCGGAGCCUGGCCCGGGCCGGUCUGCACUGGGCCUCCCAACCAGUCAUCCCCAACCCUCCCUCCUUUCCCACCAAGGAGGAAAAGCGGGAAGUUUGCUGGAAAGACCACCUCCAAGGUCACCCGGAGCGCAGAUGACUGCAGUGACAGGUCCCCUUCUUGCUCUCCUGCUCCUGAGAUACCCUCCACUUUCCAGGUAGCCUUGAUCUGGCCCGGCCUUCCACGGUCAGGUGAUCACACUGACCCAGAAGAAGCCUCAGCAAGGGAGCUUGGCCAGCAACUCCCCUUCAGAGGGCAGAGGCCAACCACACCCUGACCCGCCCGCCCGAGUCCCUGGGAACAGGCCGAGGACCUCCCCUCUGCCACGCUGACUUUCUGAGAGCAGCGGCCUCUCCCGACCCGCAGUCUCCUUAGACCCGCAGUCCACCCACCCAACCGCUGCUCUGGAACCAGUCCCCAUGGCACUGCCGGCUCCUGGCCCUGGAUGAUGUGGUGGUUGUGUCCCCAUGGGCCUCAGCCACUGUCCCCACCCUCAGGUCUGCCAGUCUGUGGUUGCUUGGUGGCAGGAAGGAGAGGUGGUUUUGUCUAGCUUCGGGUUGGGCUCUGAGGAAAGCAGAAAUGGAACCAGGACACCUGCUCUAGAGAUGACGGGUUCCAUGGGAACCAGUCCGCCCAGCUCCACUCUCUCCAUUUCCAGUCCGAUUUAUCAUGGACUUUUCUUUAAAAAAAAAAAAAAAAUUGCAAACAGAAGGCCUUAUUUCUGUCUUCUGCCAAGCUCUCCUUGGUGUCGGUGACUUAAUACGAGUCAGCAGAAGAGGUUAUAUGACCAGUCAGCCAUUCAUCCCCCUGCAGGGAGUCCUGGGAGAAGGCGGAAUGUCUGUUUAAGGAAGUGUUAUUUUAUUUUAUUUUAUUUUAUUUUAUUUUAUUUUAUUUUAUUUUAUUUUAUUUUAUUUAUUUUACUUUAUUUUAUUCUUGUGGGAAACAGAAAUGACCCCUUAAUGAGUUACGAUCAUGGGAAGUCUUUCUCCAUCUUUUUUUGUCAUACAUUAACAGUGCCAGAGGAAAUAGCGUCCAGAAACCUCAAGGUGGGAGGGAGGGUCGGCCUGUUUCCAGGAAGAGAGGUGCUGCCUCCACCCCAUGGCUGGAGUUUUAACCCAAGAGAGCUGGAGGCUCUGGGAGCCAUGCCCUUUCAACUUCCCCUCCACAUCAAAAGCCAGCGGCCACCUUCCCUCCCAAAGCCAUGUCCAAUCCAGAGCUGCCCUCUCCCUUUCCUCUUCCAUUCCUUAAGGUUCCUAUUCUGGUUUUGGCAAGGCCCGCACUUGUCAAAUGGGGACAUAUACCUUUGCCAACCAGUUACUGGACCAGCCUGAGAGCUGGCGACUUUCCGAUAGAAACAUCCUCGCUCUGACCAAGCUUUAAUGACCUCGAAGGGACAGUCCCUUCUGGUGUUAGGAGGAUGAAGUCAGCCUGCCAUUUAUUAUAGCCUCUCCCUCUUGCAGGCUCCAACAAGGCCUUGUCCACGGCUGGGCUGAGGCCCAAAAAUGUAGGUGGUGUUUUCAUUUUUCAAUCCACCAUGGGAUUCGGAAGGAAGAAGAGAAGCUUGUCAGUUUAAUGAGAUUCAGCCAGAGCAGGACAGCCAUGGAGAGUGGGACACUCAGAGACAGGCCGUCCUUUGCCGUGUCACUAGCUGCAUGACCUUGGGUCGGGUGUUUCACCUCUCUCAGCCUCAGUUUCCUCGACUGUCGAAGGAGAGACUAGAAAAAUUUCUAACUUCUCUUUCAGUCUUCGGUCAAUAGUGCUAGUCUAGGGCCCGAAAACCCUGGAGAUUGGUGAGAGCGCAGUGAGGUAAGGAGAAUCUGCCAGAGCCCUGGGGAGGGAGGGGAGAGCAGAAGGAAGGAAGGCAGGCAGGUAAGAAGGCAGGAAGGGAGCGGGAUGGGUUCAGAAGUCUGAAGUCUGCGUGCGUGCGCGCACACACACACACACACACACACACACACACACACAGUCUGCAGAGAAGACCAUGCCAAGAAAAGGGCUGAGCUGAGUCUGAGCCGAGCCGGGACCGGGCAGCCCACCCCAUCAAGGGAACUGCACUGGAACAAGGGUGCGUGUCAUCAGUUCAGAGGCAGCCGAGAGACACCCACGGAAACCAAGACCUGCCUGUCAUUGGAACCAUUUUACGCCAUGGAACGUUUUUAUAAAUAGCAUCAGCAACAUUGCCUAGAUUCAUUUUAAAGAAUUUUAAAGCAAGAAAGGGACUUCAAAGAUCAGCUUACCCAACCCUCCAUAAAAGGAGUUAUAGAUUCCUUUUGUUCAGAAGAGUGAUCUCCUCAUGAGUUUUUACCAUUUUUAGGGGACUCUGUUCCACUGUCUUCCCAAGACCUGUGGUCAACUUGGCUCAAAGCUUCUUAACUCCACUCACUUAACUUCUUUGCUGAGCUUCUUACUAAGAAGCUGCUUUGGAGCUACUUAACUGAUUAAUUCCUCAGCAUCCUGUUCCUCCAAGCACCUGAUUCUCCCAGAGAAGGACGCAGAAAGCAGCACAGUAGCCUGCAGCUUCCCACAGGAGCAGGAAUAGAAGUGGACCCUCCCCGGAAGGCAGUUAACCCCAGAGAAGUCAGAAUGAACUCCUUCACCAGAACGCAGGAAACCACCCCUGCAAAAGCCAAGCACAGCUCCCGGUGACGGCGGAAAACUCACUCCCCAGAGUAGGGGUAUAAAGAUUGCUUCCAACAUGUCCAACUCACGUUUUUCCAGAGUUGCUUCUAGAAGGUGAAGAGGUCAACAGCGAAGCAGGAUUCCAGGGAUGACAACCCUGUGGAAAGGUGCCAACCUCAGACCAGAUCAGACAGGCGGAGAGGGCUCGCUGAGAGUGACCACAAGGUGGCGCUCCUCCUGAAACUGGAGUGAGGCUUUCUGGGGACAGCAGGGUCCUCCUGGUUUCCACAACUCAUAGUGGGACUGAUCUGUAGGGAAGGUUGGUUUGUAAAAGCUCGAUGACAAAACAGCAGCAAAGAACUGGAGAACAGGCUUCUACAGACACCCCACCCUGCCCCUCACCCUCCAACCAAGGUGCAGGGACCCCUGCUUCCUUCCACCUGGAACCAGUAGGCUCCCUGCAGGCUGAAAACUGCUAUUUCGAAGGCAAACAUGAAAAAUCAAGGUUGCCAAUGAGCUCGAUGCCCAGUCAAACAACCCUGAACACUCUUUAUUCUUAAAAUCUAGCUCCAGAACAGAGUUACAGAUUAAGGAACAGAAGGAUCUUUUCAAAAGCUGUUUUCAAAGCAUCCGUCGAGAAAGCACUGAUGAGCUCCUCUCAGUCCUUUUCUCUGGAAAAGAAAACUGAGCUGGAAGAACACCAGAUGCACCAAGCUCAGGGGCUUCAAAGAGCGACCUGGAUUUGGGGCAUGGACAGUUCUUCUUUUUGUGUGUGUGUGUUUGCUUUUUGGCUUCCACCUAGAAUUUCAUAUGAUUUUCUACUUACUUUCUUGUCACCGGACCCCUAUUCAGUUGAACUCCUUCGUUCCAUUUAUUUCCCUCCAAAGCAGGGAGAGGGGACUCUCUUUCCACCUCUAUUGAACAUCUCUCCAUCUGCUCUUAAAACUUUGAAAAAAACUGAAAGAUUCAAACUCAGUUCAAUUUCUCUCACCCCACAGGAGGUGGAUAAUUUGUUCUCACUUGCCUUGAAGUGAUCAAAACUAUAAGAAGAGUCUUGGGGACCCUUUGGAGGCUGGGAUGGACCUAUGAAGCGUGGGGCCCAGCCUCUCGUUCAGACUCCAGGAGCUGCAUCUUCACCUAAGAUCCCAGGGUGACUGGCAGGUGUCACCCUGUGGGGGAAGGUGAGCCGGGAGGCUGUGUGACUUGUCGCCUCUCUCUAGCUGCACCACAGGUCCUUGAGUGCAUUUCUGAAGAUCUUUGGCUAAUUGCUUCCCCAAACCUUUACUUCUCCCACAACUCAGUUUCCUUUGAAUAAUACUUUGGAAUUUUGAUACAACUGGGCCAAAUGAGAACUCACAGGCCAAAUGAAAACCUCCAAAAUCAAGUGGGGAAAACGAGUUUAGGAUCCUUUAAGAGGGUAUGUUGGUGUGGAUUCAGGUGGAAUUAGAAAACCCCAGCUCAUUCUAACCGUAUCUCCACUGGAUUUAUUUAAGUCAGUUCUGUGCUUUUCGGGCUCUGAGAAACAGCUAGGAAGAAGAAAAAAAUUAAAAAGCAAAUAAAAGAAGCAGAUGGAUCAUUGGAGAUUAAAAUUAAGACUUCUCAGAUGGUCCCACAUUAAAAAUGCAGAGUCCGGGCCUGAGUGGCCAUGACCAAGGUGCCAGCAUUGGCUUCCCCAGUCCUGACCCCAUCUCCAAUCAGAUCUCCUCUCAGGUCACCCACCUCCCUCAAGAAAAAGCCAAGGCAUCAGAGGCCUUGCUGCCCAGAGCUCAGGAGGCUCGCUCGCCCGGUCCUGCCUGCACCCCACUUUCCUUCCCCAGCGAUCACAGCCUGAACUUCAUCUCCAGCAUUUCUGAUUUAUUUUCCAAGGUCACUCCCUGCCUGAAACAUGACUUCAUCACACCUGCAGCACUUCAUUGUCCAAAUGUCCUUGGCACACCGCACAGUCUUUGGACAGUGUUGCAUUUUCUCCAAACAGGAAAUCCUCCCUCCUUCUCCAGGCUUAAUAAGGCUAUUGCAGAGCAUCCAAAUAGCACAGCUCUUGUUCCUCAGGCAAACUUGGCCCCUCUAUUAACUUAAUAAAACAGCUCCCUAUUGUCUGGGCGGUGAGGCUGGCUAAGGCUCAGUUGCCAGUUCAGAACAUUUAACCCUCGCAUCCUCAUAGAGCUGGCUCUCCGAGGCACUGGCUUGGGCUCUCUGGCGCCAUGGUCUGAGGUCGGAAAGUGCAAGGUCCUUCUCUGAGAAGAAAGCACGUGCCCAGGAGGCCUGGAGCACCAAGCCUCAGAGAGGGUUUGGAUCCAGAUGCAUGGCCAGCAGGACAGUGCACGGAAGACCACUCUCCCCUUCCUGUCACUGUUCUAGCAGCUUCCAGGGAAGCCAGGGCUGCUGUCUGCCAUCCUGGCAUCCAACACUCACGCACUCCACCCUGCCUUCUAGACCAGCAUUGGAAACACACGUUCAGAGCCAGGGGGUCUCUGGAAAUCACCUAACCAAACCCUCUCACUUCACACUCAAGUAAACUGAGGCCAGGUUAGGCAGCUGGCCCAAGGGACUCAGCCAGUUAGUAACCAGGUUGAGGCGGAGCACGGCAGAGAGUUGUUAAUCUGUCUCUCCUCAAAUAGACAGAGAGAAUUGCAUUUAUCAUUCACCUACUCUUCUCCAGACCCUGUGCAGAGGCCUUUGCAUAUGUUACUCUAUUAAAUCCUCCCCACACCCUGAGUCAGGGUUCAGUGUUUUACAGACAAGAGAAGGGAGGACAGAAAGGUUAAAUGAUGUGUCCAAAAUCACAGCUCCCAGGGGAGCCCAAAUCAGACCCUCUCCAUCCACUCAGAAAGCCCUGGGUUUCCCUUCAUGAAGCUGCUGCCUCCCAUACAUAUCCAGCCAAGUGGCCGCCAUCUUGGGCUUCACCCGUGCUCUCACAAAGACGCGUCUGAGGCCACAGCCUGUCUCUUUCUUUUGAGAAAGGGCAAUUCUUGUGUUGCUUUUGACACGUGUUCCAGAGCCUCCAGCAUGGGACAAGUAAGAAAUACGUGGCCGCACUGUCCUUUCCUUCUUGAAUGGGGCAGGGUGAGAGGGCCCACAGCAGGCUUGGAGGAGAGGGUAAACGUGAUCCGCCCAGCCUCUUGCUCUCCCAGCUCAGGAAGAGUUGGGCGUUCCAGAUCCACUCUUCUCAAACUGGAGCAGGCAAGGUGGCAGGUUGGAGGAACCAGACUGAACGCACUGCCUGUUCCUGGAAUGUCAGCUUUACUCUAGAAUUCGGGAGAAAGGGUUCGACAAUGACUGUGUUCAAACCAGUGCAGAUAACAGCAAAGGCAGGAAUCGUGAAUUUUUUGAUCCAGAUCAGUAACUUGCAGGUGGAUUUGAAUUAGCUCCUCCCUGACUCCCAGGGGUGCCAACGCCUUCAGGGACCCCCAGGGGAGCACCACAGAAGACAUUUUUGAGGAAUGAGUGUAGAGGAAGGCAGGAGAUACAUUAAUUUUAUUUAUCCCCUGGUCUCUCUCCUAUUCCUUACCUGCCGCAUGGCCCCAGGGGGUGGGGAGCCCCAGACAGCAGUUGGCUGCAAUCUCAGCUCCUUUGCUACCUUGGGGGAUUUAGAAGGAAGGCAGUACUUAGUAACUCAGUGGUUCCCGCUGCCAGGCCAGAACUCCAGAACGGGACCCCCUUCCCUUAGCUGAAAGAUGUUGAUAUAAAAAGGAGCAGGUCUUCCUGAGAGCUGCUUCCUGUGGCCCCCGUUCCAGCUGUGAGGUUGGGGGGCAGCGUGGUUGUUGCUCCCCCACCAUGGUUCCUGCAAAGACGCCAGCCAUUCCCCGUUAGAGGUACCCCAAGGCCCACAGACUCAGGGCCUGUUCUGAACACCUGGGCUCCCCCACAUCGUUUACACACGUGCAUCCAAUUAUUCCAAUCAAACACCUGCCAGGCCCAUAGGAAUUCCCAGGCGCCCUACCCAAGUCACAGUGACUUUGAGGGGCUCCGGGCAGACAAACCCACCCUGGGCAUCUCUAGAUUGUUGCUCUGAGAACUCAUAAACACCAACUCCUCUGGUCCUUCUGAUUUUGAGUUUGUCAUUUUUAACCUUUAACAGCCUUUUCAGGUAAAAAUAACAAAGACCGACUUUGUAGCUACAAUGUACUUGAAAAAGCACUUACUUAAAGACGGGAACGAGGGACAAGGAAAGAAGAAAACAGAGUGCAUGCUCCUCGGCGUUGCACACUUCAAUGAACUCAAAUCAAAACCCCCAGAGGAGGGCAGAGGGAAGGACCACCGGCCCUGUCCUUCCAUGGCACUGUAGCUCAAAGACUGGAGUCUCUGCUUGUUAACCAUUGUUAACUAGUAUUUUUAGUCCUGGUUGCUUUUAGCCUCUGUAUAGUUCCUUUUUUAAACACAUUUUCUAUGCGUUAAUAAAAGAUCCUG